Messenger RNA from Asparagus officinalis (garden asparagus), 2435 nucleotides. RefSeq lists its product as uncharacterized. The record is from RefSeq and is a predicted model, not a curated record. The transcript is spliced from 6 exons. Gene Ontology annotation, molecular function: cysteine-type peptidase activity. Bases 203 to 2341 code for a protein of 712 amino acids. NCBI's taxonomy places the organism in Eukaryota, Viridiplantae, Streptophyta, Magnoliopsida, Asparagales, Asparagaceae. Gene Ontology annotation, biological process: proteolysis.
UAUUCUGUAGAGUGUUAGUUCUAUCUGCACCCAUUUAAGUUCUAUCAUAGGUCAUGUUAGUUCUAUCAUAAUUCAUGUCGUACCACGUACUAAUUUACACCAUGUUAGUUCUAGAUGCAGCCAUAUUUUAUUCUCUUUAGUCUAGUCUAGUAUUAAAUGUUAAUGGUAAAUAUAUUAUUUGGUACAGCUUUGGUACUACGAGAUGACAGGCAUAAAGAAAUAUGCCCUCUUAGACACCUCCAGACCUCCAAUGACAAAUUGGGCAUCAGGGGAGGAGAGAAUCGCAUCUAUGAGGAUGCCGACAAUUAUUUCAAAGGCUAAGUCAGCGUCAAUAACAUUUGUCCAUAGGCCUAUUGCGGAGGUCGCUUCUCCUGGUCAUGUUCAUUCACUUCCCGCUGAACAGAGGGAUGAAGUUCUUCAGCAAAAGCGUCAGGCAAAGAGGAAGACUUUGCAGGAAGAAACUACUAAGAACUUCUCAAUAGGUUACAUCAUGGCAAAGCAUAUUGACGUUGCUUUUGACGAUGAAGAGGAGAUCAAUGUUCUUCCCAUUGAGCAGCAACUCACAUUUUGGAGAAAUUCUGCUAAAUUUCUCAAGCGACUUCUUGUUGCUACAAAGCAGACCAAGAGCAAAUAUUGUAAAGAAUUCAUGAUUGAGAUCAACAGGCUUAACAGGAUAAUUGAAAAAUGUGGAAGACAUGAUGAGGUUAUAGACCCGGUGCUGCUUAAGUCAAAUAUCAAACAGAAAAUUGCAAAUGAAAUUAGGAAGAAGCGACGGGGAGCUCAAGAGGAACAGAAGUCCAAAACAAGCAGUGUAUAUAAGGAAGAGCCCACCAGUCAAGAACAUGUACAUAAGAUUGUUGAAGAGGAUGUAAAGCAUCUUGCUGACGAUGAGGCAAUAGAAGAGGAGCCAGUUACUUCUCCAGGGGAGGGGGUAUAUAGUAAGGUUGACCAGACUGUAGAUACUAAGGUUGAGGAUAGUGUAAAUAAGGAAGAGGAGCAUAUGGAACAUAUUGUAGAUAUGGAAGAGGAGCAUAUGGUAGAUAAGGAAGAGGAGCAUAUGGAAGAUAUUGUAGAUAAUGAAGAGGAGCGUAUGGUAGAUAAGGAAGAGGAGCAUAUGGUAGAUAAGGAAGAGGAGCAUAUGGAAAAUGAAAAUUUUAUUGUAGAUAACAAAGGUUUUGAUGAGGAUACUGUUGAUGGUGUAGAUAAGGAGGAAGAUAUUGUAGAUAAAGGCAAGGAGAAUGUAGAUAAGUUGGAAGCACAGGAGGAAGAGGAUCUUGUGAAUAUUGAACAUGAUGUGGACAAACUUGUAGAUGUUCUAACGAGCAAUGUGGAAGCAAAGCGUAGACCAAAGGCAAAAAGGGUAAGCAUGAGAUCUAAAUGGAAGAGGACACCAUAUACUGAAGGCAAAAGAAAGAAAAAGGAAAAAAUUCGUAUAGAUAUACUUCAAAGUCCUGAACCAAAAGUAAAACUAGCUGAAAAAGUUACUCAUUUUUACCCCAGUAUUCAAAUCCCCACUUUUGAUGCGUUGAGUUUCAAGCCAAUGACAGAUGAAGAGGAAGCUCUAUUGGGAGAGCUGAAUAAUGAGCUUCCAGACCCUACAUUGUUUAACUUACGCAUAAUAGAUAGCACAGGUGCUUUUGUACAUAAUUUAAAGAUACCAUCUCCCGUAGCAGAAAGACUCGACAAAGCUGAAAUUGAGAGCCUAACCAAAUUUUGUUCUCAGAAGAUUCACAAGAGAUAUAAUGUUAUAGUAACAACCAACAGCACUAUUAACAGGGAAGAGUUGUUAUAUGUGCUUCGUGGUGGCCGCCUUGACGACAAGGUGGAAGAAGCAAUUUUGGACACGAUUAGCCAGGAGGCAUACGGCAAAGGAUAUGGAGUGGUAUCAGUAGUGUUAGUUCUAUUCUGUAACAAAUAUACCGCAUACCGCAUAGAGCAUCUCUUGAUCCCUUUGGUCAGGGACGACCAUUGGCAUCUUGUAGAAGUUGACCUUAAAGAUAAAGUCGUCAAGCAUUACAGCUCCGCUGGGCACGAAGCUUGGAUGGAGCCUGUUAAUAAAAUCAUAAAAUUCUUUGAUGCCCAUCAUGCUGAUUUUAUUGAAGACAAUGUGCGCCAAAUAUUUAGAUAUCAAGCCAUCAAAUGCGAGCAACAAAGAGGACGCUUUGACUGUGGUGUGUUCGUCUACCUCUUUGUAAAAUCCAUAAUUGAAGGACGAUCAACAUUGCUGGUUAAUCCUCCGAACGAUAUCCCUGAAGCUAUGCGAGCAAGACUUGCCGCACAAUUAUUACUGGCUGGUUUUGAACAAAGACAUAAAGAAGAAACAGUGUACAGUGAUGAAUGAUAUGUUCAUACAAAUACAAUAAUGUAUGUAUAUUUAAGUAAUUGAAAAUGAUUGUUAUCAGAUGUAUUGUUCUAUCUGUACCAUGUUCGUUCUA